AGGCUGGGGAGGGAGGGAGGAGAGAGGGGGUGAGCAGGGAGCUUCCUGCAGGCAGAGCCCACCCAGACAGCAGGAGGAAGAGGCAGCAGCAGCAGCAGAGGACAAGGGGACAGAGCUGACCCCCCUCCCCAAUAAUCCCACAUCUGUCACUGCAGAGCAGAUCUCCGGGGAGCGAGGUGCUCGCGUCUGAAGGCCUGACGCUGGGACUGGAGGACGGGGCUCACCCCACAGGUGACGAUGGCAUGCUCAGAAGACGAACUCAUCGGGAUUCCAUUCCCGGAGCACAGCAGCGAUCUACUGAGCAGCCUGAACGAGCAGCGUCACCGAGGUGUAUUGUGCGACAUUACCAUCAAGACCCAGGGCCUGGAGUACCGCACACACCGCGCAGUGCUAGCUGCCUGCAGCCAGUACUUCCGUAAGCUCUUCACCGGGACGCCGUCUGGUAAACCAUCCCGGGAAGUGUGCCAGCUGGACUUCCUGAAGCCCGAUGCUCUGGGGGCCCUUCUGGACUUUGCCUAUACAGCCACGCUGACCAUCAGCAAUGCCAACAUGCGAGACGUUCUGCGUGCCGCCCGCCUGCUGGAGAUCCCAUGUGUGGUGGAAGCCUGCGUAGAAAUCCUGCGCUGUAACGGCAGUCGGGAGGAGAUGGGAGUAGAGGCAGAGGACCUGGAUGGGUUUUUGCGGGCACGUGAGUAUCUGGAGUGUUAUGGCACCCAGGAAAAUGGCGAGGACACCACUCCACCUCCAGAGGUAGACAGCCCCCACCCAACAAUGCUCUCCAUGCCUCUACACCAGAAGCCAGUGCAGCUCAUUCCCCGCAAACGCAGGAGGAAGUUUCUGCAGCCCAGUCAGAGGGUCCAGAACGGAAGCCCCUACGUGGUAGAGGACGAUUCCAUGGAAAGAGCCAUCAGCCCAGCAGAAGCCCCGUCACCUACAGAACUGCCUCCAGAUGACAGCGUCCUGAGCCACAGCCGAUACACCUCAGACAACGGGUUGGUGGGGCGUUACCUGUCUCCGCCUGAGGACCUCUUGUCUGACGAGGAGCCCUCUGAUAUCCCCUUCCUGAACCCACUUGACCAUGAGAAUCCAGAGUUGACCGCCACCGCCCUAGAUGACCCUACAAAGCAGAUGAGAAGGCGACGGUCACAGAUGCCCCAGGAGUGUCCUGUGUGCCACAAAAUUAUCCAUGGUGCUGGGAAACUGCCCCGCCACAUGCGUACUCACACCGGGGAGAAACCCUUUGUGUGUCAGGUCUGCGGAGUCAGAUUCACCAGGAACGACAAGCUGAAGAUACACAUGAGGAAGCACACGGGAGAGCGUCCAUAUUGCUGUGAGCACUGCAGCGCCCGGUUCCUGCACAGUUACGACCUGAAGAACCACAUGCACCUGCACACCGGCGACCGUCCCUACGAGUGCUCCCUGUGUCAUAAAGCCUUCGCCAAGGAAGACCACCUCCAGCGGCACAUGAAGGGCCAGAACUGCCUGGAAGUCCGCACCAGGAGACGGCGCAAGGAGGAUCCGCCCCCACAGCGCAUCAUCCCUGCCCCCGCUCUCGACCUGGCCAAUGGGAAAAUAGAUGACCUCCGCCUGUCAAUGAUGCGAUACUGGGGGCUGCCACGGCCUCAUUCAGGUGGGGGCAGCCCAGAGGGGCCCUUGGUGUUGGACCCUUCAUAGCAUCUCAGUGAUGGUCACCCCCCCAACCCCCCAUCCCAAAUCCCUUCACAAGUGAAUGGAGCUUUUAGAGACUGUAGUUCGUGUCAGCACUUCUGCUAAUCCUACCACAGAGUCCUCCAUGUCCCCACUACUCCUUUAAUAGGGUGGGGUACCUCUUUUCCCCACUCCGACGCUCCCGCACCCCCUUGUUACUCAUGAUGUCACAGUGCUCUCAAGAUGAUGUCAUUAUAUUGACAGACUGACCGACAUAGUCCGGCCAUUGCUGGUGGACUCUAAAGUUGGGGUGCGGGGUGGGGGGA
Messenger RNA from Pseudophryne corroboree (corroboree frog), 1973 nucleotides. RefSeq names its product zinc finger and BTB domain containing 7B (gene ZBTB7B). Gene Ontology annotation, biological process: regulation of transcription by RNA polymerase II; positive regulation of gene expression. The transcript is spliced from 4 exons. The record is from RefSeq and is a predicted model, not a curated record. The coding region runs from base 238 to 1674 and encodes 478 amino acids. Lineage: Eukaryota; Metazoa; Chordata; Amphibia; Anura; Myobatrachidae. Gene Ontology annotation, molecular function: RNA polymerase II cis-regulatory region sequence-specific DNA binding; DNA-binding transcription factor activity, RNA polymerase II-specific; protein binding.